AUGGCGAAGCCGGAGCAAGACUGCAAGACCGCAGCGGCGCUCAUCCGCGCUGGCUCGUUGAUCGAGGGCGUCGAAUCGGCGGGCAAAGACUUCUUCGUUUGGACGACGCAAGGCCCCGCCGUAAAGAAAGAUCCCGAUCUCCUCUUCAGUCUGUGCCGCGUCUUGCCUGGAAGCACACAACAAACCUUGAAACUCCAGCAGGUUGAACCGACCGCCGAGGCAGGGGAACUGACGGUCCAAGCGAAAGACGCGUGGCAGUCCAACUACGGCAUCAAUCCUCUGACUUACGGCGACAUUGGCGGACUUCCCCACACGAACGAACCGUGCGUGCUGGACUUCCUGGCGCAGCGCUACCAGAACCAUGUGAUCUACACGACUGCAGAGCCGCUGAUCGUGGCCGUGAAUCCGUUCGAGGACUUGAAAAACGCGGGACCGGAGACGAUAGCCCUCUACAGAGACGCCGCCGACGUGGACAAACUCCCGCCGCACGUGUUCUACGCGAGUCGCCGCGCCAUGGGGAACCUGCAUCAGCUGAAGAAGCCGCAGACGAUCAUUGUCAGCGGCGAGAGUGGAGCUGGGAAGACAGAGACGACGAAGAUGCUGAUGAAGUACCUCGCGACCAGCGGCGGCGGCAACCUCGAUCUGAAGAUUCAGACUGCGAUCAUGGCGGCGAACCCCGUGCUCGAGGCGUUCGGGAACGCCAAGACGGUCCGAAACAACAACAGCAGUCGCUUCGGCAGAUUCAUGCUGCUCGACGUGGCGCGAGAGGGCGGCAUUCAGCACGGCAAAGUCGUCGCCUUCCUCCUGGAGAAGAGCCGAAUUGUCAGCCAAGACAAAGACGAGCGAAGUUACCACAUCUUCUACCAGUUCUUGAAGGGAGCGCCUGACCACAUGCGCCACAGAUACAUGCUUCAGCCUCUCGACAAAUACACCUUCAUCAACCCUCACUGCCUCGACGCACCAGGAAUCAACGACACGGAAGACUUUGAACAGACGGUCAAGUCGUUCGAGUCCAUGAACUUGACGGAAGCGGAAACCUGCACGAUCUGGUCCCUGGUGUCAGGCGUUCUUCUCAUGGGAAAUGCGAAGCCCACUGGCAAAACCGAGGGCGGUGUCGAGAACGCCGCGUCCUUCGUUGGCGACUCCGAAGCGGCUCUGCGGAACGCAUGCACUUUGCUCUUCCUCGACUAUCCCAGCGUUCUGCACGAGCUAACAGUGAAGACAACCUACGCGGGGAACAACAAGAUCGAGAGCCGAUGGACAGUCCCCGAUUCCGAGAUGCUUCGCGGAUCGCUGGCGAAGGGAAUCUACGAGCAGUUAUUUUUGUGGAUCAUUCGCAAGCUGAAUGCCGACAUUGAACCGAAGGGUGGAUCGUUUGACGUCUUCAUGGGUCUGCUAGAUAUCUUCGGUUUCGAAGUCUUCCAAAACAACUCUCUCGAGCAGUUGUUCAUUAACAUUACGAACGAAGUUCUUCAGAGAAAUUUCACGGAGAUUGUCUUCGAGAAGGAACUCCAGCUUUACAGCAAAGAAGGCAUUUCAGCGAAGAAAAUCGAGUAUACCACAAACGAAAAGCUGAUUGACACGCUUCUGGGUAAAGGUUCCUCUGUCUUGGCCGCUUUGGAGGAUCAGUGCAUUUCUCCCUCUGGAACCGACGAGAAGUUUGUCUCGAGUUUGGCCAGCAAACUUUCCGGCAACAAGUCCUAUAUCCCCUCGAAAAACACCAAGAGCUUCGAGUUCACCAUUGUGCACACCAUUGGCAAGGUCAUUUACAACGCCGACGGCUUCAGCUUUAAGAACAAAGACGUCUUGCGCCCUGAAAUCAUCGAAAUCACCAGGGCGUCGACCAACGAGGUGGUUCGCGUGUUGUUUGAGGGUAUCAAAGUUGAGAAGGGGAAGAUGGCGAAGGGAAUGCUCAUCGGGAGUCAGUUCAUGACUCAGUUGAAGAACCUCAUGGAGGAGUUCGUUGCUCAGUUCCGCUUCAUCAACCUUAGCGUGUCCAACAAGGCUGGCGUCGAUGCCAAGACCACCUGCCUCGAGCUCUUGAAGAGCACGAGUCUCUCGGCAGAUGAAUACGCGCUGGGAAACACCAUGGUGUUCCUGAAGCCGCAAGCUGCGAAGAUGCUCGUGCGUCUCCAGCGGGAAGCGCUGUCCGCCUGGGAACCUCUCGUGGGCGUCUUCGAGAGCGUGACUGUCUUCAGGCGCGCGAGGAAGUCGUCAGCGGACCGCGCAGUUCCGGCAACUCGAAUCUGCGCGAAUGUGCGCCGCAAGCUUCUCCAGGCUGGCGUCAAGGUCAGCGCGUAG
Messenger RNA from Neospora caninum, 2301 nucleotides. Its product is annotated as Myosin, heavy polypeptide 1, skeletal muscle,adult, related. Gene Ontology annotation, cellular component: cytoplasm; actin cytoskeleton; vesicle. The record is from RefSeq and is a predicted model, not a curated record. Gene Ontology annotation, molecular function: microfilament motor activity; actin filament binding; ATP binding. The coding region runs from base 1 to 2301 and encodes 766 amino acids. NCBI's taxonomy places the organism in Eukaryota, Apicomplexa, Conoidasida, Eucoccidiorida, Sarcocystidae. The transcript is spliced from 11 exons. Gene Ontology annotation, biological process: actin filament organization; vesicle transport along actin filament.